Messenger RNA from Pseudoliparis swirei, 1470 nucleotides. Its product is annotated as neuroendocrine protein 7B2. NCBI's taxonomy places the organism in Eukaryota, Metazoa, Chordata, Actinopteri, Perciformes, Liparidae. The record is from RefSeq and is a predicted model, not a curated record. The transcript has 6 exons. Gene Ontology annotation, biological process: regulation of hormone secretion; neuropeptide signaling pathway. Gene Ontology annotation, cellular component: secretory granule. Gene Ontology annotation, molecular function: enzyme regulator activity. Bases 80 to 751 code for a protein of 223 amino acids.
GAAAUAAACCGUUUGUUUUCUAUCUAGCUUGACAGACGUCUCUCGCAGUACGCAGGUCCAACCAUCAUCAGAGUACACGAUGGCAGACAUUGGCUCGGCGCUGCGGUUCUCGCUGCUCGGCCUCCUCCUGUGCCUGCAGGUCGGCAGGGCUCCGGCCCGCAGCCCCCGCACGGUGGACCAGGUGUCUGAAGCCGACAUCCAGCGACUCCUGCACGGCGUCAUGGAGCAGCUGGGCAUCGCUCGGCCCAGGGUGGAGUACCCUGCACAUCAGGCCACCAACGUUGUCGGGCCUCAGAGCAUCCAAGGUGGUGCUCACGAAGGGCUCCAGCACCUCGGACCCUUUGGCAACAUCCCCAAUAUUGUGGCCGAGCUGACCGGAGACAACGUUCCCAAAGACUUCAGCGAGGACCACGGGUACCCGGACCCUCCAAACCCGUGUCCCCUGGGAAAGACAGCAGCAGACGGGUGUUUGGAAAACGCUCCGGACACGGCCGACUUCAGCAGAGAGUUUCAAAAACACCAGCACAUUUUUGACCCGGAGCAUGACUACCCGGCUCUGGCCAAAUGGAACAAGGAGCUGUUGUACCAGAAACUGAAGGGAGGACCAAAAAGAAGAAAAAGGAGUGUCAACCCGUAUCUCAUGGGCCAGAGGCUGGACAAUGUGGUCGCCAAGAAAUCUGUUCCUCACUUCUUUGAGGAAGAAGAGGAAGAGCCACCAACUGUUCCUGCUGCCAGCAAGUCUACGACCUAAAGUCACUGUAAUAUAAAGUAUACUCUCAGAUACUCAUUUUUCACACUACAUAUUUAAGCAUUUUGGUUAAGCAAUGGAUCUGUGACUUAAUGGCAAGUACUGGAAAAUAAUAAAUAGUAUGCAGAUACAAGAUAAGCACUUUUCAUUGUAUUGAUUAAUUAACCCAGAGCUUUUUAAUUACUUAGCCACAGAAUGGGCCCGAAAAGUGUUUCUCAGUUCACUUAUACCAACCAUAUUUAUAUAGAACAUUGCCUGAGAUUCAACCAUUUAACCCCAAAUGCUCAAAUACUACAUGUUUAUGAAUUACUGUAAGUAUAACUGUAUUAUAAUAACAGGUUUAAACGAUAUAUUGAUUUGGAGAAAUGUUAAAUGAGAAAGUGAUAUUUAUUCAUGACUGUACAGAAAUCAAUUUUCUCACUGAAGUUUCUGAAGUUCUGUUUUUGUAUGUCUUGAUAUAUAUAACCAGUUAUUCACCUUUGUGUCUUCAGAAGCAGCGACUCAAUACAGAUCCUUUGGUUCAUUGUAAACUGUAGCAGCUUUGCUUUUUCAUGUCAGGGAUGGCUUUGAACUAGGUCACUGUUGCAUGAAACAUAUUAUAACUCUUAUUCCAAUUAGUAUCACCCAACUGCAGUAAUUUGAACACUGAGUCUCAUCUUACAAAAUAUAUUUGUGUUAGGUUUUUGCUCUGUGAAGUCAAAUAAACGAUUUAUCUGCAUUGA